CAAUGAGCAAAGCGAUGUGAGGGUCGUUCGCACACAAACACUCACUUUUUCUGACAAACACACAAUGACGACGAUGAGCGGUGAUGGGGAUGUGGAGCGCAGGUUCUUCCAGCAGGCUGUGGUGAUCGCGCAGGAUGUGCCCGCGGGCACGCAGCUCGGCAUCGACUGCAAGGCGUGGACGACAGGGCCUCGCUUCAUGGGCAUCAAGAUGGUGCCACCAGGCGUGCACUUUCUCUUUCACAGCGCCGUGGACACCAUGUCGUCAGCAACGCUGUCGGCAGCACCUCGUUCCGGCUUCUUCUUGGUCACUCGCGACCACCAGGCCAUCUUGACGCGGUGGAGCAAAGACACAGAGCGGCUGGAGAUGGUGGAUCUCUCGCCGGAGGAAGAGCAGCGCAUCAGAGAUGGCACACAGGUCGUAGCAAUGGCUUCUCUUCGCACAUUCGUGUCUCCACAGACCGCCGCCGCCCUGGCCGCGGCCCGCACCAGCACCCUCAACGCCGUUGUUGCAAAGCGCGCCCAGCCCCGCACCGGAAGCGCGUCUGCCGCCGCCGCCGCCGCCGCCCCAACCGCCAGCGCCGCCUUCCCGUCCCGCAUCACUUCCGGUGCCACCCGCUUCACCUCCUCCGUCUUUGGCUGCUCCACCCAGGUUCGCUUCGCUCACAUCGAGACCCCCUCCUUCGACAACUACAAGCGCGAUGACUCUGGCAAGGACCUUCGCGAGGCCGACUACUCCCGCCGCGCUUUCACAUACCUCCUCGGUGCCGGUGGUGCCGUUGCCUCCAUCCACCUCGCCAAGAGCAUGGUUCAGGACUUCCUCGACACAAUGAGCGCCUCGGCUGAUGUGCUUGCCCUUGCCAAGAUGGAGGUCGAUCUGUCUGCCAUCCCUGAGGGCAAGAACGUGACGUUCAAGUGGCGUGGAAAGCCCGUGUUUGUUCGCCACCGCACGCAGAAGGAGAUUGACGAGGUUCGCGCCGUCGACGUGGCGUCGCUGCGGCACAAGGAGACGGACCAGGAGCGCGCACCGAAGCCCGAGUGGCUGGUUGUUCUUGGCAUUUGCACGCAUCUUGGGUGUGUCCCCAUUGCCAACGCGGGCGACUUUGGCGGGUACUUCUGCCCGUGCCACGGCUCCCACUACGACGCCUCUGGUCGCAUCCGUAAGGGCCCCGCCCCAGAGAACCUCGAGAUCCCGCAGCACACGUUCAUUGAUGAGGAGAACAAGCUUGUGAUUGGUUGAGAUGCGCGCGUGUUGCGCUCUCACGCGCGUCAUCGCCUCUACUAGCAUGCACACGCACCAACUUAUUGCUCGUGUGCCCGCCUCCUUGCCCACCGCCAUUCCAAGUGCUUGUGAUGUUGAGUCGUGUUGUGUUGUCUCAUCGUCCUUUGCAUUUGUUGGCUGCCCCGCUCUGUUGAUCUUGUGCGUGCAGUUGUGUGCAUGUGCAUGUACAUUUGUAUGUCCUUGGUUUAUGUUGUGUCGUGAUAUGUGUUGAUGUUUGUUUGUGCUUGCUUCCCUUUGGCUCUCGCGCUUGCUUGUGUGUAUGUGUAUGCGUGUGUGUUCUUUGUUCCUGUCACGUUUGACUCAGGUCGUUGUUUGUGUCAUCAGUACACGCGUACAUUACGCA
Molecule: messenger RNA, 1622 nt
Organism: Salpingoeca rosetta
Lineage: Eukaryota; Choanoflagellata; Craspedida; Salpingoecidae
Product: Rieske iron sulfur protein
Exons: 8
Coding region: 65-1237 (390 amino acids)
Biological process (GO): mitochondrial electron transport, ubiquinol to cytochrome c
Cellular component (GO): membrane
Molecular function (GO): quinol-cytochrome-c reductase activity; 2 iron, 2 sulfur cluster binding
Source: RefSeq, a predicted model, not a curated record